AUGGUGAUGAAAACUGGUCAAGCGAUCGUCCACGGCUACCGUUUUGAUCAGCCGGCGAUGGACGACAUUUUUCGUGCAUCCCCUGAACCAGGAAGUUAUUAUAGGUGUCCUGUGUCAACUCCUCUUCAUGGAAAGAGAUCUACACAGCAGAAGAUACCCGAAAGUGUGACAUUCGUGUCUCUCGAUUUCAGCCAGGUGAAGAGUUCACCUAAACAAAAUGUUUACAAAGGAAUGCCAGCUGGAAAGAAAGUUGUUCCACGUCGGAAAAAUAUGGACUAUUAUUAUGUUGAUAAGUCGUUCCAGAAACGAAUAGCACGACAGUCAAAUACGUCGUGGUUAAAAGGACUUUGCGCUCAACCCGUUGAAGAAAUCUUUACAAAAUACAGAAGACAAAGCGAGUUAAAGCGACAACACACAAUGUUGACACGGAGCUUCUCUACCCCUGGGGAAAAGGCUAUUGUAGAGGGAUGGGAAAGCAACAGUUCCAAACGACUGAACUCUGCUACAUCCCGUUCCUCAGUGUUUUCGCUCACUACACAAGACACUGUCACACCAUCUCUAGAGGUCGUGUCUAAACCAUACCGCCAUCACAGCUCAGAGGAAGACGUCACGCGCAGCAGUAGCCGUGUAGACGCCAAUCAGCAUCUGACGUCACCAGGAGAUACUCCUCGCGAAUCGGGUUCAGUGUUCACAAAUUCCACACCAGCACAUCCGCAGAAUAACAUUUCGAGGGAAAACACGUCUUUGCGACUGAAUAUUAGCCCCGUGGUUGGCAAUGACUUCUAUGAACAGUUUAAACGACAGUCCUCUAAACUUCCAGAUAUAUACAACAAGAAAAAUAACUAUUCUUUUCAAAGCAGACAACGAAAAUACUACAGUAGCCCAAACCUCUAUUCAAGUCCACGAGAACAAUCACCGACAUUCAAAGGAGGUUUGGCGCCUGCGCAGAAGUUAGAGACUUCCAGUACCCUUAACUGUUCUCUAUGUGCCUGGGACGAAGGCUCUGACUCAUAAUGUUCAUCUCAAAUGAGCUGGAUAAAACAGAUUUGUGAAGACGUUAUGUAGUUUUCUUGCUGAAAGAUGCUUCAGUUAACGGCCCUGGUGUUGCAAUACAGUAAACACCUCACUAUGUGACACACAUUUUGGAAAUGUCAAUUAUGACGCUUUUUCAAGUGAAGAAUCUCUUAUAUAUCAAUAUCACUCAUUCUUAAUGAGCAAAGUUAAACACAUGGCCUUGGAACAGAAAAAGGAGAACAGAGUUAAUUAUUUGAGCUUUUCAU
Molecule: messenger RNA, 1280 nt
Organism: Saccostrea echinata
Lineage: Eukaryota; Metazoa; Mollusca; Bivalvia; Ostreida; Ostreidae
Exons: 1
Coding region: 1-1014 (337 amino acids)
Source: RefSeq, a predicted model, not a curated record